This is a messenger RNA of Drosophila miranda, 1024 nucleotides long. RefSeq names its product techylectin-5B. The record is from RefSeq and is a predicted model, not a curated record. The transcript has 4 exons. The coding region runs from base 1 to 939 and encodes 312 amino acids. NCBI's taxonomy places the organism in Eukaryota, Metazoa, Arthropoda, Insecta, Diptera, Drosophilidae.
AUGUCAAAGUUGGAAGCCUUCACUGCCGAUGCGGGUGAUUCGAUGAGAGAGAACCAGAACCAGAAGUUUACCACCUACGACAGGGACAAAGAUGCCUGGGAAGAGAAGAACUGUGCUGUGGAGUACAUGGGUCCCUGGUCGUACAUAUAUUGCACCUAUAGUAACCUUUUCGGAUUAUAUUUGAAUGGGACCGUGGACAACAUGAAGUGGAAGGGUAAUGUUGAAAGCGGAACGGACAAAAAUGAUGUUCAAAAGUUUGAUUCGCAAGAUCAAAUCGCAUGGAAUCCGUAUAGCCAAUGUCCUACUUAUCCCACUGCCCAUGGUAUAUUUACCGUACAGGUAGGGGCUCUAAAUCCCUUUCAAGUUUCCUGCGAUGCAAAGAUUGUUGCUCCUGGCUGGACUGUGAUCGCUCGUCGAACAAACGGAGAUCUUAAUUUCUUUCGGAGCUGGCAGGAGUGCAAGAGGGGAUUUGGUGACAUUGCAGGAGACUUUUUUAUAGGACUGGAUAAGCUGCAUGCCAUAACGAAAUCACAGACUCACGAGCUAUAUGUACACCUGGAGGAUUUCGAGGGCAACACGCGAUACGCCCAAUACGACGAGUUCUUCAUCGAAAGUGAAAAUGAGCUAUACCGGCUGACAAAAUUGGGCGGUUUUACAGGAGAUGCGGGUGAUUCGCUUAGUAGUCAGAAGGGCCACAACUUUACCACCUACGACAGGGACAACGAUAUAAAACCGGAAUCAAACUGUGCAUUGGACUACAUGGGUCCCUGGUGGCACAAGCAUUGUACCUAUAGUAACCUAUUCUCCAUAUAUGUGAAUGGUACUGUGUCUAGCAUGGAACGAAAGGCAGUAAACUGGGCCGGUUGGCGCGGAUUUGCCUAUUCGCUUAAAGUAAUCCAAAUAAUGGUUCGUCCAAAGUACAAAAUCCGGUCGUGGUAGGAAGUUAAAAGAGGAUAGAUGCUUAAAUAUAUUCCAUUUGCAAUACGGUAUCUUCUCCAUUUCUAGCUUAGUUCUAUGUUAUGGU